GGACGAGGGAAGCUUCUCGCUGUCACAGGUAGGGAAAAGAGAGCGGGCUGGGCAUGGCUUUUAUUAUUACUUGGCUGGGUUACGUGACAGGAAACAAAAUGCAACGACACCUUAUUUAAUCCGUGCUCCCCCUCCCCCCCUCAGGACUUCCUCUGGCGUGACCUCAUUCGAUUACCUCGCACAGCCCAAAACAAAAAAAACCACAUAGCUUCCCCUUCCAAGCUCCAUCGCGAACCAACCCAUAGACUCCAAGUCUUACCACAAUCAAACGUCCAUCCAGCAUACACAUCACACACAAUGUCUCGAUCCAGAGCUCCCCUCGUCCUCGGUCUCACUGCCGCCGGUGGUGUCGGAUACUACCUUUACAGUGCUGGCGGUAACCCCAAGGCCGCCCAGAAGGCAGCUGAAGCCGAUGCGCACAAGGCUUCCAGCAAGAUCAGGGGCGAGCUCCCGGGUCGCGGCCAGGAAGCCCAGAAGCGAGCUGAGCAGUACGCCUCUGAGGCCGGCGCCAAGGUCGACAGUGCUGUCGCAAAGACAGAAGCCGAGUUCGCCAAGGCCAAGGCCGACGCCGAGGCAUACGCAAAGGACGUCAAGGCCAGCACACUGAAGAAGGUGGACCAGUUCGACCACAAGGUCGAGGCUGAGGCCGCCAAGGCGAAGAGCGGCAUCUCGAGCUGGUUUGGCGGCAAAUAAGGAAGAAAGGUGUCUUAUGUCAAUAUGAAAGACAACGACAUGUGUAGUACUAUGAUCACGGAAUGAUGACGAAUACGGCGUUCAUCUUGUUUAGUAAUGGGUUCAGGAAUUGUGUCUAAUAAUGACUUGGUAUCAACAACGAUCUAUAUACCCCCGCCGAGCAAAAUCUUUUGUUGUAAAUGUGAUGUGAACUCCAAAACUCCAGUUGCUCCUUU
Truncatella angustata is the source of this 908-nucleotide messenger RNA. RefSeq lists its product as uncharacterized. Lineage: Eukaryota; Fungi; Ascomycota; Sordariomycetes; Amphisphaeriales; Sporocadaceae. The transcript has 3 exons. The coding region runs from base 298 to 693 and encodes 131 amino acids. The record is from RefSeq and is a predicted model, not a curated record.